Molecule: messenger RNA, 1521 nt
Organism: Caenorhabditis briggsae
Lineage: Eukaryota; Metazoa; Nematoda; Chromadorea; Rhabditida; Rhabditidae
Exons: 7
Coding region: 1-1521 (506 amino acids)
Biological process (GO): transmembrane transport
Molecular function (GO): transmembrane transporter activity
Source: RefSeq, a predicted model, not a curated record
AUGAAGAUGUCAGAAGAGGAAGAAGACGUCGGAUACACGUCCCCACUCAUGUCACCUCACUUUGCACACUCGACAUCUUCGUAUUCCAAGUCAUCAGAAGGUAUUGGCAAGAAUCAGAAGAAUCAAAUGAAAAGGAUGGAAGAGGAAGCUAAUAUACCGGUGAUCACGACUGUGGAUGAGUUGUUGAAAGCGACGACUGCAUGGCGUCCUUAUCCCCUAUUCAUCAUUUUUGUCAUGUCAUUCCUAUGGUCUCUAUGUGCUCUCAGUGCGAUUUCGCCCGCUUUCACAGCUCCAGCCGGGGAUGACUGCGAGAACAACUGCUCCUUCUACACAAUCCAACACGAUUUCAAUUUAACGGCUUCUAUCUCACUCCUGGAGCCUGCCGAGUUAACGACAUCGAUCUACUUUUUGGGAAAUCUGCUUAUUGGUCAACUGUUUGCAGUUCUAGCUGAUAGAUUCGGUCGGCGUCCUAUCAUCAUUCUCUCACUCCUCUUGACAGGAAUCGCGGGAUCACUUGGAUCACUGGCUCCUAAUUUUCCACUUUUGUUAGUUGCCAGAUUCAUUCAGGGAUCUUGUUAUACUCCGCUCACAACAGUCAACUAUGUUCUCAGUGGAGAGAGCAUUCCCCACCGAUCACAAUCGCUCACUUCUAUAUUUUUCGGUGUCUCUUGGGUGUGUGGGUACUGUUUCUUGGCUCCAUUAUCCGUAUGGUUCCCAACGUGGCGCAGUUUACAAUUUGUUACAUCCGUUCCAAAUGUGGCAGUUUCUCUGUUCUUGAUGAUGACCCUUCCAGAAAGUCUCAGCUAUUCGAUAGAGAAGAACGAUAGGAAAUCGGUUGCUGAGUGGAUAAAAAGGAAUGAGCUGUUCUCGUGUCGAAAACUCAAUUACAAUCUAGAUGCAGUUAUGAGCAUUAAUGAGGAGAAGGCGGAGCAACGUCUGACAAUCUAUCAAAUGUUCCGGGAGAUUCUAGGAGAUAGGUCGAUUACAAGAUGCAUGAUUGUGGAGACAUGUCUGUGGAUUCUGACGUUUAUGACUUAUUGUGCACUAUCACUUACUUCCACAUCGGUUGGGAAUUCUGAUCCGUUGGUUUCGUUCACGUUCUCGGGCGUUGUUGAACUACCUGCGUACCUCUUCUCCCAAUAUGUCUCAAGUGAUAUCAAGACGUGGGCAAAACGGCGCCCAACUCGAUUUAUGUGUCACUUGACUGGUGCGUUGGCUCUUCUCACUAUGUACUUCCUCUCUCCCGACACAUCCUCCCAUCUCAUCAUUUGGCUCAUAGCAAAACUUUGUGCCGCCUGUUGCUACAUCUUCUGCUUCAUUUAUGCUGCCGAACUGUUCCCCACCUUCUGCCGGUCGUGUUGCAUUGGAGUGUGUUCGACGUGCUGUAACAUUGGAGCUAUUUUGGCUCCUCAUAUUUUCGCAAUCGACGCUUUAGCUCCGGGUUCCCAGUUUUUGGUGCUUGCUUCUGUUGGUUUGACAUGUUCAGUGCUGACAUGGUUUCAGAAGGAGACCAAAAUCUAG